Molecule: messenger RNA, 1004 nt
Organism: Stylophora pistillata
Lineage: Eukaryota; Metazoa; Cnidaria; Anthozoa; Scleractinia; Pocilloporidae
Biological process (GO): aerobic respiration; electron transport coupled proton transport; mitochondrial respiratory chain complex I assembly
Cellular component (GO): respiratory chain complex I
Molecular function (GO): quinone binding; 4 iron, 4 sulfur cluster binding; NADH dehydrogenase (ubiquinone) activity
Source: RefSeq, a predicted model, not a curated record
CUGGAGUCGAGGCUGUUGUGCAAUGUAAAUCAAGAUGGCGGUCGCCUUGUCGAGAGGUCGCAGUGGUUUGCCCGCUCUAAGCCAUGGAUUGUUCAACAGUGUUAUGCUUUGGAGGGCAGUGCCUCAGGGACUUGUAGCUACAAACAAAAACCAGAGUAUUACCACUGGCUUUUCUGCCAAGCCCAAAGGAAAAAUAGACAAUGCUGCAGAAUUUGUCCUUGCCACAAUUGAUGAUAUAGUGAACUGGGCUCGUAGAGGCUCCUUGUGGCCAAUGACAUUUGGUCUUGCCUGUUGUGCGGUGGAAAUGAUGCACUUUGCUGCUCCCAGGUAUGACAUGGAUAGGUUUGGUGUUGUGUUUAGAGCAAGCCCUCGUCAAGCGGAUGUGAUGAUUGUGGCUGGAACUCUGACAAAUAAAAUGGCUCCUGCUUUGAGAAAGGUCUAUGACCAGAUGCCUGAGCCUCGUUGGGUUAUUUCAAUGGGAAGCUGUGCUAAUGGGGGAGGUUACUAUCACUAUUCCUACUCGGUCGUCCGUGGCUGUGACAGGAUAGUACCAGUAGAUAUUUACGUCCCAGGCUGCCCUCCCACAGCAGAGGCUCUGCUGUAUGGAGUGCUACAGCUGCAGAAGAAAAUUCGCCGUAGUGAGCCUAUCAGAAUGUGGUACCGCAAAUGAGGUUUACGCUACUUCCCGUUUUAAUCCUUUGCUGUGUGGUUGUUGGUUCAAGAUUCCUUUUUUUACUCUACAUAUAGGCACUUGUCGCUCAUUAUUUACAGACAUUGAUAUUUCGCAAGUAUUGCAACCAUUUCCUGCCUUAAUUUCCAUAUCACGGAUAAUGUGUAAGAGUUAACGAGCUUGAAAUGGUUGAUGUUGCAUGUUACUGUCUUGCUGAAAUAAGAAAGUCCUGAUAUUCCCGUUUGUGUGACUGGUAGAGUUGCAUAAGAUUAGGAGCUCUUUGUAUGGUGUAUCAAUCCUCGGAGGAAAGGUAAAGUAAAUGAUACGAAAGCUU